AUUUCAAGUUUUCCUGUCUCUCAGGGUUGGGUGCUUUGCAAGGAAAGGUGGUGGAAGGAGCCUUUGUGCACAUGUUCCGCACCCAAGCCCAGUCACGUUUCCCAUUUCCUUCCACAGACCCUGACGUUCACUGGCAAGUGUUGCUUGACAUGUUUGUAUGGCUCCGUGGAGGUGUUGGGGUUCACCAUCACUCCCGACCAGCCCCCCUACCACCUCUUUUCCCCCCAUACCCACUGUGCCCUUACCAUGAAAGCCAUCGCCUACAAGGAGCCAGAGAAACCGGAGAAGGAGAUGAAGAGGGAGGCCAGGUCCAUCCUUCGAGCACACCACGUACCCCAAGACGCCAGACGCAAGCUGAUGAAAAAAUUUGCUCCUCAAUGUUCUAUUGUGUUGCUGGAACAUCUGGAUACACCAGUGACAAGGUUCCUUCUCAGCCACCCCAGUUUCUCCCACAUGUUCAGAGCAAAAAAAGAAAAGGUCCCCUGUUUCAGCCUGGAAGACGAAGCACUGGCUUCUGUCGGCGUUGGGAGGCUGGCCCCGGAGAACGGCCUGCUGGUGUCGGGAAGCAUGCUUUUGGCGAUUGAGGAGUUGCUCCAGGCCUGUCAAGAGGAGGACGAAGGCUGCCCUGUCAUCUUAGUUUGUGGCCCCAAAAGUGUGGGCAAGUCCACCUUCAACAGAUACCUGAUUAAUCUCUUGCUGAAUCGGCUUCCCUGUGUUGAGUAUUUGGAAUGUGACCUGGGGCAACCUGAGUUCACACCUCCUGGGUGUAUUUCCCUCAUUAACGUGACAGAACCACUCCUGGGUCCUCCAUAUACUCACCAGCGCAGACCACACAAAAUGAUGUACUUUGGGGAAACGAGUUGUGAACAGGACACUGAGAGAUACAUUGACACCGUCAAAGCUGUGUUCACUGCCUAUGAGAGAGAUGUUCCCCUAGUGGUGAACACUAUGGGAUGGGUCAAAGGCACGGGGCUGCUCCUUCUGAUCGACAUCAUCCGGCUGCUGUCGCCGAGCCACGUCGUCCAGAUCAGCGCAGAAGACUUCAAGGACGUGCCUCAGCUUACGCUGGAGUACGUCUGCGGCGCUGCCGGCCUUCACACAAGACGCAAAGGUCCCAGCAUGGCCAAGCGUCUGAAGAGCGAGGCGGAGGAUGUGGGGCAGUGCUGGAGCCACAGAGAUUUCCACCUUCCACCUUCUGCCCACAAGCUGCUUUGUGUCCAGCCACAGUUCCCAGGAGCUGGGCUUGCGGGCAGUGUGCGAACCCACAGCAGCACCCUGAGGGACCUGGCGGUCUUGGGGUAUCUGGGCCUCUUGCAGCCUUCGGACUCAGAGCCUGUCCUUCCUCUGCAUGGCUUAGUGCCCUACCAGGUCCCCUUUGGUGCCGUCGCCCUUAAGGUUCUCCACGUGGACGUCGCUCCUGCCCACAUCUUAUAUGCUCUCAAUGCCAGCUGGGUCGGCCUCUGCCAGGUGCAGGAGGAGCUCCCUUCUCAGGCCGAGGGGCCAGUCUUGCUGACCCAGACGCCAAUCUGUGACUGCCUGGGCUUCGGAAUUGUCCGAGGGGUGGACAUGGACAAGAAACUGUACUACAUCCUGAGUCCCGUUGCUCCAGAGUCCCUGCGACUUGUGAAUUGCUUACUUGUGGGGAAUAUUUCCAUUCCUAACUCCGUUUUCCUGAACCAAGUUGGAAUUGAAGGGGAGGUACCCUACGUCACGUCCGAGUAUAACUUUGACAUUUCAGGGGCAGGGAAGCUGAAAAUGAAAAAGCAUCUCAAGAGGAGAGAACAUAGCCAGUCCUGAGGCUCUCGUUGAGUCUUCGUCUGCAGCAACAGGUUCAGUUCAAGUGGCUUGGGGUGUUCUCCGGGACCAUCCACGGGAGAGAAGUUGCAAUAACCAGAGCUGACAGCGCCAUGCUCUGUGACUUCUGACUGUCAUUCUGUAUUUUCUUUUUUCUUUUCUUUUAUGGUUUCAGAAUUAAAAUUUUGGAAUAAACACCAAGGUCAGGUU
This is a messenger RNA of Pogona vitticeps (central bearded dragon), 2004 nucleotides long. NCBI's taxonomy places the organism in Eukaryota, Metazoa, Chordata, Lepidosauria, Squamata, Agamidae. The record is from RefSeq and is a predicted model, not a curated record.